AUGAGCGAUAACGUAGUCAUAGGCCCGAGCUCACAGCCACACGAGCGCGAGGACACUGAACAGCUGCUGGAGCAGCCGGCAGGGCCGGCAACCGGGCGCGAGGCGUUCAAGACAAAGCUGCGGCGGCACCUAGACGUGGUGGCACGCCACUUCAAUAUACUUGACCGACUAUUCAAGCGACAGCCGGGCGCGGAGGCCGGGGUGCAGUUUGGCGCGCACGCAGACGGGGUGUUCAGCAACCUCACAGCCAAGCCGGACCGCGGGCACGAGGCGGUGGACGGUGACAAGCCUCCGACGUACGAUGAGGCGGCGGCCGAUGUGGUGCCGCCCUACUACGGCAUCGACGACGAGGGCGUGGCGUUGUACUAUAACGAGAUAUGUAUCGACGGGCUUCCGGUCGGUAACGCCGUGAACUUCCUCUGGAACUUGAUCAUCAGCGCGAGCUUCCAGUUUGUGGGCUUUCUGUUGACAUACAUCCUCCACACCUCGCAUGCGGCGCGCCAGGGCUCGCGCUUUGGCCUCGGCCUGACCUUCGCGGGAUACGGGUACAGCAUGAUUCCUAGCGACGUGACGAGCAAGGUCGGCAAGGACCGCGACAUCGCGCGCGUGGAGCUGGACGACCCCAACGAAUUCGAAGAUUCGCACCUGUACUCGCCGCUGGCGCAGCCGGCGCAGGACCGCUUCGAAUCACAGCUCUCGCACGGGCUGAUGGAAAAACGGCGCAGCAUUCCGGCGCUCGCGAUCGUGCUAGAGAUUUUGGGGCUUGCAAUUAUGUGCAAAAGCGUGUACGACUACAUUGUGGUCAAGCGCAUGGAGCGCCGCUUCCUUACUGCGAGCGACGGCGAGAGCCCCGCAUAG
Eremothecium gossypii ATCC 10895 is the source of this 858-nucleotide messenger RNA. It is a transcript of the gene BSD2, whose product is annotated as Bsd2p. Gene Ontology annotation, cellular component: Golgi apparatus; perinuclear region of cytoplasm; endoplasmic reticulum. Gene Ontology annotation, biological process: metal ion transport; positive regulation of protein ubiquitination; ubiquitin-dependent protein catabolic process. The record is from RefSeq and is marked provisional. The transcript has a single exon. Bases 1 to 858 code for a protein of 285 amino acids. NCBI's taxonomy places the organism in Eukaryota, Fungi, Ascomycota, Saccharomycetes, Saccharomycetales, Saccharomycetaceae.